Molecule: messenger RNA, 909 nt
Organism: Kuraishia capsulata CBS 1993
Lineage: Eukaryota; Fungi; Ascomycota; Pichiomycetes; Pichiales; Pichiaceae
Exons: 3
Coding region: 1-909 (302 amino acids)
Biological process (GO): lipid metabolic process
Molecular function (GO): phosphoric diester hydrolase activity
Source: RefSeq, a predicted model, not a curated record
AUGCCGCUCAUAGAGGUGUUAACUCGUUUCAGGUACAGAAAGCUCUUUCCGGAGAACACGAUUACCGCCUUUCAACAGGCAGUGAUUGCAGGUUCUACAGUUAUCGAAACUGACGUCCAUGUGUCUAAGGAUGGAGUGGUUGUGAUUUGCCACGAUUUGCAAACCGGCCGCACCUUCGAUAAGGACUACAAUAUCAAGGAAGUUGAGUACUUUCCAACUCUACAGGCUUUAAAAUGCAAAAGUGACCCGGAUGAGCAUAUGCCCACUCUCAAGGAGACGCUUGAGUGGUUGAAUACGACUCCCACCCUCAUCAAGUUGAUGUUGGAUAUCAAGGGAGACAAUGAUGCGCAGUCAAUUGGAAAAAUUAUUAUCUCCGAAUGUAAGGCUGUCAAUCCGGAUAUUUCGUUCUGGCAAGAUAGAAUAAUAUUUGGGCUAUGGGACUCCAGUUUUUACCACAAGGACGUUCUGGAUGGCUUUGAGGUGAUCAAUAUCACCUUUAGUCCAGCCAGAGCAUCCAAGUUCUUGAAGGAUGUUGACGAAAAAGGAGGUAGCAUCCAGGCCCUGUCCAUGAUGUACCUCGUGUGUUACCAACCGUUUUUGAAAAGCCAGAUGCUUGCUCUGGUAAAGAAAUACAACCUCAAGUUGUACUUCUGGACUGUCAACAGCCCUUUGGACAUGUCUGCUUUGACAGACACCUUGGACCCCAGUAUCUGUGAGGGUUUCGUCAGUGAUGACCCGAAGGCAGUCUCUCAGUUUCUGAGUGGAGAGCAUAAACCUCCAGUCACUCUUGUGAGACUUUUGCGGAACUUUGCUCUUUCGAGUGUCCUCUGGGGAGUUAUCACUUUGAUUGGCUGGGGUUAUAACGCAAGACCUAUACUUGUCAAAUUGCAGCGUCGUGGGUGGAUUUGA